AUGAAUAAGAAUAUUGAUAUAGAAGAGUUAAGAAAUUUAAUCCAAGAAAAUAGUAUGAAGAAAAGGUUCGUGAAGGAUAUAAAAAAUAAUUGCGAAAUAAAAAGUAUAAAAUUUGGAAUUAUGAGUAAAGAAGAAAUAAUAAAAUAUUCAGAAGUAAAAAUUUUAAAUAGAGAAAUGUAUAAAAACAAUAGUGGAAUUCCUUAUCCAUAUGGUGUUUUAGAUUUAAAAUUAGGUGCUCAUAAAAGUAAUACUAUUUGUGAAACGUGUAAUAAAAAGCUCAUAAACUGUUCAGGUCAUUUUGGAUAUAUAGAAUUAAAUUAUCCAGUUUUUCAUAUAGGUUAUUAUAAAUAUAUAAUACAUAUACUAUAUUGUAUUUGCAAAAAUUGCUCCAACUUACUAUUACCGAAGGAAAAAAUAGAAAUUUAUUCUAAUUUAAAAAAAAAAAAUUCGGAGGAUUCUUUUUAUAAGAAACAUUUAUUUAAAAGAAUAUUAAAUCACUGCAAAAAAGUGAACAAAUGUUAUAAAUGUGGAAGUGCACAAGGUGUAAUAAAAAAAAUAAUCAAACCAAGCUUGGAUCAAUUUAUGAAAUUAAAACAUAUUUUAAAAGUAAAAGAAAAUGGAAAAAUGGUUAUAAAAGAAGAAGAUUUAAAUAGUUUAUAUGUGUUAAAACUAUUUAAAAAUAUUAACCCUUUUCAUGUAAAAUUAUUAAAUAUAGAAAAUCCCGAAAAAUUAAUCAUAACAGCUCUCUUAGUGCCACCAAAUACAAUUCGUCCAUCAGUAAUAAUUGACGAACAUGGAACAGCAGAAGAUGACCUAACAUGUAUAUUGUCAGAAAUUGCUCAAUUAAAUAAUACAAUAAAUAGUCAAUGUACAAAUGGAUAUCAAACAAAUCAAUUCUUAGGUAAUGUAGAAUUUUUACAAUUACAAAUUACAAGGUUUAUUAAUAGUGACUCUCCUGCAGUUUCUCAACUAUUAGCUACACAAAAUAUUUCCAAGCCAGGUAGAGGAAUAUGCCAAAGAUUAAAAGGAAAAGAAGGAAGAUUUCGAUGUAAUUUGUCAGGUAAAAGGGUAGAUUUUUCAAGUAGAACUGUCAUAUCUCCUGACCCAAAUAUAUCCAUUGAUGAAGUGGUAAUUCCCAAAAUUAUUGCUAUGAGAUUAACUUAUCCAGAAACUGUUAAUAAAUAUAAUAUUGAUAGAUUAAAAAUGUUAAUAAGAAAUGGGUCUAAUAAAUGGCCCGGUGCCAAUUACAUUAUAAAAAAAAAUAUUGAUACUAAUUAUCAAUCGAAUAAUGGUAUUUUUGAUGUUAUCAAAAAUUAUAUCAACAAAAAAAAUAACAAAGAUAUUAACGAAGAAUGUAAAAAUAAUCAUCUAAAUAAAAUAAGUUUAAAAUAUGCAAAUAAAAAAUUUGUAAUAGAAAAUUUAAAAAUAGGUGAUAUAGUUGAAAGACAUAUUUGUGAUGGUGAUAUUGUUUUAUUUAACAGACAACCAUCUCUUCAUCGUAUGUCUAUUAUGAGUCACAAAGCAAAAAUAAUGGAUUUCAAAACUUUUCGGUUUAAUGAGUGUGUGUGUUCUCCUUAUAAUGCAGAUUUCGAUGGGGAUGAAAUGAAUUUGCAUGUACCCCAAACAGAAGAGGCGAGAGCAGAAGCUUUGUAUUUAAUGAAUGUUAAACACAAUUUAAUAACACCAAAAAAUGGAGAAGUUAUAAUAGCAUUAACUCAAGAUUUCUUAUCUGCAUCUUAUAUUAUCACAAAUAAAGACACUUUUCUUGAUAGAGAUACCUUCUGUUUAUUAUGUUCAUACUUUUCAGAUGCUAAAAUAAAUAUUGAAUUACCUGUACCAGCAAUAUUAAAACCAAAAGAAUUAUGGACAGGUAAGCAGUUAAUUAGCGUUUUAAUUAAACCAAAUAGAAAGGAAAAUACCAUUAUAAAUUUUGAAAUAAAAGAAAGAGAAUAUUCAACGAAAAAUGGAGAUUUAAAAUAUCUAUGUUUAAAUGAUUCUUAUGUUUGUUUUUAUAAAUCAGAAUUAAUAUGUGGAUCUCUUGGAAAAAAAGUGUUAGGAUCUUCUAAAUAUGGUUUAUUUUAUUACUUAAUUCAUCAUAAUUCGUCUUAUGUAGCUCUAAAAAUUAUGAAUAGAUUUUCAAAAUUAACAAGUAGAUAUUUCUCUAAUAAAGGAAUGACAAUUGGAAUAGAUGAUGUAACUCCUUCUUCUACUCUGACUGAAAAAAAAAAAGAUUUAUUAUUAAAAGGGUAUGAAAAAGUGAAUAAAGAAAUUAUAUCUUAUAACGAAAAGAAAAUGCAAAUACAACCAGGUUGUACCUUAGAGGAAACAUUAGAAAUAAAAGUAAAAAAUAUAUUAGAUGAUUUAAGAAAUGAUGCAGGUAAAACAUGUAAUCAAUAUUUGCACUAUUUAAAUAAACCAUUAAUUAUGUUCAAUUCAGGAGCAAAAGGUGCUUUAAUAAAUAUUGCCCAAAUGAUUGCUUGUGUUGGUCAGCAAAAUGUAGCAGGACAAAGAAUUCAAAAUGGAUUUAUUAAUAGAACCUUACCUCACUUUCACUUUCAUUGUAAAGAUUCAGAAAGUAGAGGGUUUGUUCAAAAUUCCUUUUAUACUGGUUUAAACCCAACUGAAUUUUUUUUUCACACUAUGUCAGGAAGAGAAGGAUUAGUAGAUACAGCGGUAAAAACAGCUGAAACUGGUUAUAUGCAAAGAAGAUUAAUGAAAGCUCUAGAAGAUUUAUCAAUACAUUAUGAUUACACUGUUCGGUCAUGUGACAAACAAAUAAUUCAAUUUAUUUAUGGAGAUGACGCAUUAAAUCCUUCUUUUAUUGAUAACAAUAAUACGUAUUCUGAUCAAUUUGAUAAAAUUUUUGAUCAUAUUAUCUCUAUCUCUUCAAGUCACGCUUUGUUAUCUUUUAGAAAUAAUACUAAAAAUACAACACAGCAAAUAUUAGAUGAGCACAAUAAAAAUAAUAUACAAAAAAAUGACUUUCAAGAUAUUAAUACAUUUAAUUAUUCAUAUAAGAAUAAUGAACAAUAUCAAGAUAAUAACAAUAACAAUAACAAUAACAUUGUUUGUGUUGAAUCAAUUAUAUCUGAAAUUAUUAAAAAAAUUUCAUCAAAAAUGAAUGUAGGAAAUUUAUUUAUACCAUUAGAGCAUGACAAAUGUUUUAUUAAAAAAAUAAUAGACAAGGAUGAAAUCAUAGAAGAAUAUAUUGAAUAUAUGAAAGAAAAAGAGUGUUAUAUGAAUGAUUAUAAAAAUAAUUUUUUUGUUAACCAUAAUUGUAUCGAUUCAAAUAAUAGUGAUGUAUUUGAAGAGCAACAAGUAGAAAAUAAAAUGAAAAAUCAAAAUAUAAAAAAUGAAAAACACAUAACAAAGAAAAAAAGAGGAAAAAAAAAGAACGAAAUAGAAAAAUUAAUUGAUAAAAGCACUGAUAAAAAAAAAAACAAUCUGUUAAAAAAUGAAAGUAUAUCAGAAAUAGAAGAAUAUAUAAAUGAUUUUGAAACACAUAAAAAUAAAAAAUUAGAUCAAAAAAAUAUAAUAAAAGAAAAUAUAAAUGAAACGAAAGAAAUGAAAAAAAAUGAAAACCUUAUACAUUUUUACUUACAUAAAAAACAAAUAAAUUGUUCUAAAAAUAAUAGUAUUUUACCACCAUAUGACUGUGAAUCAAUUCAACAUUUUGUGAAUGAAUAUAGAAAUAUUGUAGUAAUUAAGAAUCUACUAGAUAAAAAAAAAAUUGUUUUGAAUGAAACGGAAAAAAAGAUUAUAUGCGAUAAAUACAAUAAAAUGAGUAAAAAUAUUAGGAAAAAAAUAGAAAUUGUUAAUAAUAUAUAUAGACACGAAAAGGAGAAAAUCAAAAAACUAAAAGAAAGAUUUAAUGAUGACUAUUAUUCUUUUUCAGAUGACUCAAUAAUCUUUAAACAAAUUAAAAAAAUUAAAAGUAAAGAAAGGAAAAACCAUGAAAACGAUGACAACAAUAAUAUAAUAACUUGUGAUAAUAAAAGAAAUAUGAUUAAUAGUAGUGAUAAUAAUUUUAUAGUUAAUGAUGGUAUAAAUUGUAGCAAAAAUGCAUUAAAUAAUGAAAAUGAUCAAAUAAUAAAAAAAAUUAAUUUUUCAAAAGAAAAAAAUUCCAAUUUACAUUUUAAUGAUAUAAAGAAAUCUAAAGACAAAAAGUUGUAUAAAGAAAUUGUAAAUGAAAUAAAUGAAAAUGAUUUUUUAUAUGAAAAUAAAUAUUACAAACAAAUGAUUAAAAAUAUUAUAGCAUUUGUUAGUGUUUUUGAAUAUAUAGAAAGUUCUAAACAGCAUUAUAUAUUAUUCCCAUAUGAAAUUAUAAAAUGGUCUAAUUUUUUAUUAAAUUACUUGACAGAAAUUAUUCCUACUAAUAUUUAUAUUCACACAAAAUUAUCUAAAAAGGAAAAACCAACACAUCAAAAAAAUACGCAAAAUAUGAAAAUAUAUAUCGAAGAAAUAAAAAAAUGGUUAUUUAUUAAAGCUAUAAAUAUAUAUAAAUAUUUUAAUUAUAAAAAAGGCCUUCAACUAAUAAAAAAAAACGACUACUUCCAUUUCAUAACACAUGAAUAUGAUAUAAAUUACAGAUAUAUUAUUUACGAUUAUUCUUUUAUAAAUUUAAAACAAUUAUAUCUUUUUAUUUUUUUUAAUAUAUAUAAAUAUUUUAAAUAUAUUUCUGUUCCUGGUGAUGCUGUUGGUUCCAUCUCUGCUCAGUCUAUUGGAGAACCUGGAACACAAAUGACUUUGAAAACUUUUCAUUUUGCUGGUGUUGCUAGUAUGAAUGUAACAUUAGGUGUUCCUCGUAUAAAAGAAAUAAUUAAUGCAUCGAGUUGUAUUCAAACGCCAAUAUUAAAUAUUCCUUUAGAAGUUAAUGAUAAUUAUAAUUUUGCUUUAAUGAUGAAAUCAAAAUUAGAAAAAACAACAAUAAGAGAUAUUUGUGUUUAUAUAAAAGAAGAUUAUUCUAAUAAAGGUAUUUUUUUAUCAAUUAAAUUUAAUGAAAAAUUAAUUCAAAAACUUUUUUUGAAUAUUAAUGCUUAUAACAUCAGAGAUAUUAUAUUAAAACAGAGUCAUAUUAAUAAAAUAAAAAUUAACAAAAUAUUUAUUGAAGUUAUAAAUAAAUACAAACUACAUAUUUCCCUGAAAAAUGAUGAAUUUUUGUUUUUUCAAAUGGAAUCAUUAAAAAAAGGGUUACUUGAUUUAUUAAUAUAUGGAGAUAAAGACAUCAAAAGGUGUAUUAUAAAAAAAGAAGAAAUAGAAGUAACUGACAAUGAAGACGAGAAUGAAGAUAAAUAUAAAACUGUUCACAUGAAGGAAUAUAAAAUAAAUGAAGAAACUAAAAAAGACAAAAAUAAUGAAAUAAAUGAAAGUCUUACUCGUAUAAAAAAAGAAUCCACAAAAAAUGUAAAUGUUAAAAAAGAAAAAGACAUAUGUAUUUUAAAAGAACAGAAUAUAAAUGGAAUGAAAAAGGAAAAUGUUAUUAGAAAUAUAGCUAAUGGAGAAAAAUUAGAAAAUAUUAUAGAAAGUUUUAAUAAUAAAAUAAAUGAGCGUAAUGUAAAAAAAGAAAAUCAAAUAAUAAAUUUGGAUAACACAAAUAUGGACUCCCUUAAUUUUGAAGAGAUCGAUAUCAAUAAUAUUUAUAAUGAUAAAAUUGAGUUUUAUGAUGAAAACAUUAAUACAUAUUAUUUAAAUGGAAACAAAAAAGAAAACAAAAAAAAAAAAAAAAAAACCAUAUAUUCCAUUUUGGUUGAAGGAAAUUCUUUGAAUUAUGUUCUUGGCUUAGAAGGUGUUGAUUUUAAACAUAUUAUUUCUAACCAUGUAAUUAAUGUCUUUCAAGUUUUAGGCAUAGAAGCUGCGAGAGUAACAAUAAUAAAUGAAAUCAAGAAAUGUGUUGAAGCAUAUAGCAUUGAUAUCGAUAUUAGACAUAUAAUGCUUUUAGCAGAUAUAAUGGCUUUUACAGGUGAUAUUUUAGGUAUAAAUAGAUUUGGAAUACAAAAGGCUCGACAAAGUACAUUAAUGUUAGCUUCUUUUGAAGAAACAAAUGAACAUUUAUUUGUUUCAUCAUUUUUUAAAAAUAUUGAUGAAAUUAAUAAUAUAAGUGAAAGUAUAAUAGUAGGGAAAAAUAUACCGAUUGGUACAGGAUCAUUUCAACUCCUUUAUGAUUAUAAAUUCAAUAAACAGAGGAAAAACUUGACCUUACUUGAAAAAGCUGAAAGGAAAAUAAUAUAA
Messenger RNA from Plasmodium gallinaceum, 6228 nucleotides. RefSeq names its product DNA-directed RNA polymerase 3 largest subunit, putative. The coding region runs from base 1 to 6228 and encodes 2075 amino acids. Gene Ontology annotation, molecular function: DNA binding; DNA-directed RNA polymerase activity. NCBI's taxonomy places the organism in Eukaryota, Apicomplexa, Aconoidasida, Haemosporida, Plasmodiidae. The record is from RefSeq and is a predicted model, not a curated record. The transcript is spliced from 5 exons. Gene Ontology annotation, biological process: DNA-templated transcription.